GAAUUGAACUUACCUAACUCUGCAGUUGGCUCCAUUAAAAUGAUGAGAAAAGGGAAUUCCUUGGAGGACUCCGUUUUUUAUUCUGAAAGUCAGAACAGCUUCCGAAAGUCAAGUAAUGACACCCCAGUCAGCCCAACAGAUUGUUCCGGAUCAGUAUUUAUAAGUUCAGAUGGAGAAAAUGGAGCAGAUGAGAAAAGAAAGGCAGGAAGAUCGCCUACUGUGUUGCUGCAGACGCCUACCAGGGAAAUGGAAUGUUUUGAUGACCGGAAAAAAGUUGAUGUUGUUAGGGGAAAGAGCAACACAGAUAGCCCACUCCUGACAGUGGAUAUCAAGAGUGACUCCAAGAUUGAAAGGAAAAAACGUGCCUCAAAUCAGCUGAAGGCAAAUGCACACUUCCAUAAGCUGUUUCUAGAUGUUCCCAUUGAUGAGCCACUGAAACAAAGCUUUACCUGUGCUCUGCAGAAAGAAAUUCUGUACCAAGGAAAGUUAUUCCUUUCUGAAAAUUGGAUUUGCUUCCAUUCCAAGGUUUUUGGUAAAGACACUAAGAUUAGUAUACCUGUGCUCUCAGUGACACUUUUGAAGAAAACCAAAACUGCCCUUCUUGUGCCAAAUGCUCUGAUCAUAGCAACAGUCACAGAUAGGUACAUGUUUGUCUCCUUACUCUCCAGAGAUACCACCUACAAGCUAUUAAAAUCUAUCUGUAGACAUCUUGAGGAUACAAGCAUGGGCAACAGUCCAAAUCCCUCUUCUGCAGAAAACAGCUUCAGGGCUGAUCGUCCUACAACUCUGCCCUUGGAUUUCAAUGAAGACUAUUCUGAUCUAGAUGGAAUAGUGCAGCAGCGGAGACAAGAGAUGGAAGAGUCCAGCAGCACAGGCUCACAGACCCCAGAGCUGGAAUGCUUCCAAGAUUAUCAUGUUGUUGAGACGCAGACUCACCUGAAAGUUUCCAAGACUGAGGCAAAGUCUGUCCAUUCAGAUGCACACAGUAAACGUGGACCUGACGGAAAAGCCCGAAACAGUCCGCGAAAUGACCAUUCUGAAGCCUUCAGGUUCUUCCACAAAGUGAAGUCCCAGAAGCUCUUAUCUCUGAACCACGUACUUAUAUUUUACGCAGUUCUUGUUUGUGUAUUAAUAUUUUCUACCUUCUACAUGAGAUAUAAAAUCAGUGUCCUGGAGGAACGUCUUAUUUCCAUCACAUCCUUUGAUUCACAUAUUAAGGAACAUACAGUGCGCCAAGGUUUGGGAUCUCAUCUGCAAAUUAAUGCUGAUGCCCUUUGUGAUGAGUUAACUGCUAAUCUUAUAAAAUUGGAAAAGAUACAGAACAACUUACAAAAACUACUUGAAGAUGGUGAAUGAAACGUCGAUAUUCUUGGACUGCUUCAGACCUCAUUCUUCUCUCUUGACAAACGGUUCCAAAGGAGCUCUGCUGGUCAGAGUUCAAGCUUCUUUAUUUUCAGUCCAAGCCAAGCUUAAACUACUGUAAAGCUCAUGUUAUAAUGCAGAAAGUCAGUUUAUUCUUGAGCAUGUAUCUAUAUGUUUUGAAAACAUACGUUUUGAUCUACACAUAUCUAUGUGUUUUGAAAACAUGUAUGUUUUGAUCUACAUGUAUCUGUGUGUUUUGAAAAUAAGGGGAUUUUUCCUUCUCUAUUAUGUGUGAAUUAAUGGAUUUUAUAACUUGCUUGAGUCUAGACUCGCUUACACCAGUGCAAACCUGGUGUAUCUCCUUUUACCUCAGCAUUUGCUUUCUGCCUAUUGUCAUAGAAGCGUAAAUGGGAAGAAUUUCAGUCAUGACUCAUGUGCUGAAGUGUUGUGUGAAUGAGCUGGUAUCUGUCUCAGCUGUGGUUAUGAUCGGUGCUGUGCUCUUCAUUUUUACUUCUUUGUGCCCUGGCAUCCCAAAGAUCAGAAAAUAGACACCUCUGGAUUUGAUUAUGUGAAGUUCUGAAUGUUCAAGGUGUGCUCAGUUCUCAAGUGCUGUAAAAAGGCUCAAUUCCACUUUCUAUGGCAUUGCAUCACCGAUGAGGGUAAGGUCUGUUCCUACUGGGCAUUCAAUUUCCAUUGAAGUCAAGCUUGAAAUAUGUAUGGACUUGAUGACUUAGAAUCAAGUUGCUUGUGAGUAGCAGUAUGGGUGUGCACAGCUUCGAAAAACUGCUAGGUUUUUUGUUCACACGUACAGUCCAUUAAGUUAAUUGGUGUGAAGACCCUCAGUCAGCUUUCCUUGGAGUUGCAUGGGGUUUUGUUUGGCUGAGCAAGUGCAAUUUCUGUUCCAGUUGAUAGAAAUCUAGUCUUGGUAUGUGACUCCAGGGACCAGGUAUUUCCACAUAAUAGGAACUGGCGAAUUAAUGAUGCAGCAAUACAAACAAUUGGUAGAGUGAAUGAAAAAGUGGACACCUGCUUUGUUAUAUCAUACUAUUUUUUUUCACAGUGCCUAAGAUGGGAUAACUGGGGAUUUUUAGCUUUCUGAUUCACCAGGCAGGCUGGUUAGUUUUUAAAAAGCAGCAUUUAGGAUAAUAACAACUGGUAUCUGUAAAGUAACAGUAUUGUUUAUAAUAUGCUAUGCAUUUUAUAACCAUUUCUGUGAAAUGUACCUACUUUAUUUAAAUAAACUUUUUUAAAACAA
This is a messenger RNA of Aquila chrysaetos chrysaetos, 2617 nucleotides long. It is a transcript of the gene GRAMD2B, whose product is annotated as GRAM domain containing 2B. The transcript has 14 exons. The record is from RefSeq and is a predicted model, not a curated record. NCBI's taxonomy places the organism in Eukaryota, Metazoa, Chordata, Aves, Accipitriformes, Accipitridae. Bases 40 to 1356 code for a protein of 438 amino acids.